Molecule: messenger RNA, 1146 nt
Organism: Aureobasidium vineae
Lineage: Eukaryota; Fungi; Ascomycota; Dothideomycetes; Dothideales; Saccotheciaceae
Source: the annotation of a GenBank genome assembly
AUGAAUGGCUUUUCCGACCAUGGGCUCGACGAGGGAGCCUUUGGAGAGUCCAAGGCGACGUCUGUCGUGAAGGCCUUUGACGCCUUUCCCAAGACCAAGCCCUCGUACACGACCAAGACGCAGAAUGGAGGGGUGUGGACGCUCUUCCUUACCUUUGCCUCGUUCCUGCUGGCAGUGACCGAGGUGCGCCGCUGGUAUGUUGGCGAAACGCACCACACCUUCAGCGUGGAAAAGGGCAUCAGCCACAACCUGCAACUCAAUCUCGAUGUCGUCGUCGCCAUGAAGUGCGACGACCUGCACAUCAACGUCCAAGAUGCCUCUGGUGACCGCAUCAUGGCCUCCCAAGCCCUCUCUCGCAAUCCCACCCUCUGGUCGCACUGGCAAAACACAAAGGGCGCCCAUCACCUCGGUGGCAGCGCUGCCGAACGAGGAGGCCCGGACUAUCAAGAGGAGGAUGUACACGAUUAUCUCGGCGCCGCCCGCAAGAAGAAGAAGUUUGCAAAGACGCCGCGUCUGGGUAGGGGUGCCGUGCCCGACUCCUGCCGCAUCUACGGCCAGCUCGAGCUCAACAAAUUCGGCCGACACCUCGACCACCAAUCUUUCAACUUCUCCCACCAGAUCAACGAACUGAGUUUCGGUCCUUUCUACCCUGGCUUGGAUAACCCGCUCGACAAUACUCGCACAACCACCGACCAGCAUUUCGAAAAGUUCCAGUACUAUUUAUCUGUGGUGCCUACAGUUUAUACGGAUAACCCUUCCGCACUGCAAAAGUACGCAGACGCCGCUGUGCCCCUAUCUUCUGGCGACGACUCUGUCCCUCAACCCUACCUUCCCCGCAACACAAUCUUCACCAACCAAUACGCCGUCACCGAGCAAUCCCACAUCGUCUCUGAGCGCCAAGUCCCCGGCAUCUUCGUCAAAUUUGACAUUGAGCCUUUGAUGCUGACCAUUGCUGAAGAGUGGGGUGGCGUGUUAAACUUGUUGGUCAGAUUGGUCAAUGUGGUUAGUGGUGUGUUGGUUGCUGGUGGCUGGGUCUUCCAGAUCCAGGAGUGGGCUAAUGAGGUUGCGGGGCGUAGGAGGCAGAGAAGACAAGAUGGGUUUGGGGGUGUGUUGACGGGGAGGAAGAGUUUGGAUGGCAAGAGUUAG